This is a messenger RNA of Acanthaster planci (crown-of-thorns starfish), 2797 nucleotides long. It is a transcript of the gene glrx3, whose product is annotated as glutaredoxin 3. The record is from RefSeq and is a predicted model, not a curated record. Gene Ontology annotation, cellular component: nucleus; cytosol. Gene Ontology annotation, biological process: intracellular iron ion homeostasis. Lineage: Eukaryota; Metazoa; Echinodermata; Asteroidea; Valvatida; Acanthasteridae.
CUUUUGCACAAGAAUAGAAAGAUGUCGAAUUUGAGCGACGUGAAAUCUCUCGCCGAUUUUGAUGCUCUUGCUGAGGCCACAGGAAGUGGUCUGUUAGUGGUCCACUUCUGGGCUAGUUGGGCCCCACAGUGUGUCUCCAUGAAUGACAUCAUGCAAGAAGUGGCCAAACAAUUUCUGAAUGUCCACUUUGUAAAGGUUGAAGCUGAGUCUAUACCUGAAGUAUCCCUCAAGUAUGACAUUUCAUCAGUACCAACGUUUGUCUUUCUGAAGAACAAGAAAGUGGUGGACACACUUCAUGGUGCCAAUGGGCCAGAGUUCAGCAGGAAGGUCGAGUGGCACUCCAAGGCCGCCUCUAGUCAGGCCCCGCCUCCAAAUGUCCCACCGUCCAAGAUAGCUGAAGCCCCAGAGGCCAAGACGAAUGGUUCAGCAAAAGAGGCCAAGACAAAUGCUUCAGCAAAAGAGGAUCUGAAUGCAAGGCUGAAGAAACUCAUCAACUCGGCGGCUUGCAUGCUGUUCAUGAAAGGGAAUCCAGGAGAGCCACAGUGCGGCUUCAGUCGAACCAUGGUGGGGAUCCUAAAUGACAAGAACAUCGACUACAAGACGUUUGACAUCCUGGGAGACAGUGAAGUCAGACAAGGUCUAAAGACGUAUUCCAACUGGCCCACCUAUCCCCAAUUGUACCUUAACGGGGAGCUUGUGGGAGGUUUGGAUAUUGUCAAAGAAAUGAAUGAGAACGGGGACUUAGAUGAAGACUUCCCUAAAAAGGAUCUGAAUGCAAGGCUGAAGAAACUCAUCAACUCGGCAGCAUGUAUGCUGUUCAUGAAAGGGAAUCCGGAGGGGCCACGAUGCGGCUUUAGUCGAACCAUGGUGGGGAUCCUAAAUGACAAGAACAUCGACUACAAGACGUUUGACAUCCUGGGAGACGAUGAAGUCAGACAAGGUCUGAAGACAUAUUCGAAUUGGCCCUCCUAUCCCCAGCUCUACCUGAAGGGAGAGCUGGUGGGUGGGUUGGACAUUGUCAAAGAGAUGUUGGAGAACGGAGAUCUCGACGAGGGAUUCCCAACUAAGAGCUGAUUGUUGCAAGAUGUUUGAACGUUGAACUUUGGUGUAAUAGCAGAUGGACAUUACAAAGGUCUUAUCAGGCUCAACUGUUGACUCAAGUGAGUAACACUUCUUGGAUUGGGGAUCUGAGCCUGAUAUCAUCGGAGUGUCACUCAAGUCCAGUUGUUCCAUUCAGCCUCAUAAAUUUGUGUUGCACAUCAAGAGUCCUCUACCACCGUCCAGCAACUAUUUGAGCUUGGAGUCAAAUCCCUGCAGAUAAGAAGUUGGGAAACGGCAGGACAGAGAGUUUUCAAAAGAAUAUUUGUAAGUUUUAAUUUCUUGAGACAAUUGUAGAUUGUUACUUCCACUUUCAGCAUUUGGGAAUUUCGCAUCCUUCUAAAAGUAGAAUUUCGUUUAAAAGUACUUUAUUUCUGUUUUGUAAAAGAUACAAUAAAACUUCGUUUGUUUCACUAACUUCCAAAGCUUGUCCUAUACUGUAAGGGCUGGUAAAGUAGAGGACGGUGUAUGUCAGAUUUUAUCUUGGGUUAUUGACUUCGGAAUGACAAAACCACUCGGCCAAGAAUUUCAGAAUUUCAUUGCAUUGCCACCUUUAUUUAUAUUGCACAAAUUUAACGAUUUCAAUUAGACAUAAACUUACACAGUGUCGGGGAUGAACACAAUCGCAAGAGAUCCUUUUAAAUGCAACAUGAUUGGACAGAAUGAAAUGAAUGUGCUGUCUGUCGAUGUACAUGUCAUUCCAAAUGCUAAAAGGCCAUUACAGCAAAAAUGUAAUUUGGGAAAAUAUUCUUAGGGCUUUACUCUAAGCAUGAAAGGAAUCUCGUAUUGAAACAAACUACAUGACUUGGUUAAACUAGUCUUCUUGGGCCAAUAUACAAGUAUUUACAUAAAUAUCAACACAUUUUCUUGCUUGAUUUCAUGUUUACAAUAAUAUUUUUCAAUAAGAACGUUUCAAUGCACUUUAUCAGUGAGGGCCUUUUACAUGUAGCACUGACAUAACAACAUGUGUUAAACCUGGUCCUUUUCCAAAACCUCAGCUUCGUCAAUGAUAGUGGCUUCCUGCUUAAUUUUCAUGAAUUAACUCUCCCGAGCUGCGACCAACCAGCUUUGUGUAAGCCCAAGCCUGUACUUUAGGACUACAGUACUUUUGUUUGGUUCCCACGGUAAAACAUUUAGAAAUCAUUCUGCAGCUAGUGGUGAGGCGGACGUCUCGGACAAAGACAAAUGGCCCAUGGACAUUUUUAUUAAAGCCCAAUCCAUUAAGCCCCGCCCACUGUGCACAUGGGCACUUGACAACACAUUCUUCCCCAAUGCCACACUGCAUGUUCCAUCCACGGGCAUCAUACACGUGGGCACGCAUGUCAAAUUUUUGUGCAUGCAUGUCGGACAUAAAUCGCAGCUGUGAUUGGUCCUAACACAAGGGGGCAGGGUUUAAAGGAUCAAUCUAAUAACACGACAACCACUGUCAUUUACAUCUGGCUUUACAGAUGCUCCAUCUACCCUUGGUACUCCAUUGAACAUGUACAUGCAAAAUGCAUUGCGUAUGUGAGCAGUGCUUGAAGUUGUAAACAAAAAGUGGAAUUUGAUUUUAAUCUAAAGAGCCUUAAAGGCAAUAAAAAGUUGUAUAAAACUAAUACUAAGUGAACCCAACAAAAAAAGGUGAAGUAUGCUGUUAUUAGACAAACGUGUAUGUUUGAACAUUCUUACAAAUAAAAUUGCAAUUAAACAAGCAACCAGA